Acanthosepion pharaonis is the source of this 606-nucleotide messenger RNA. The record is from the annotation of a GenBank genome assembly. Lineage: Eukaryota; Metazoa; Mollusca; Cephalopoda; Sepiida; Sepiidae.
AUGUCUUUCUUUCUUUUUAUUUUUUCUUUUCUUUUCAAUCUUUUUUUAUUUUUUAUUUGUUGCUUUCUUUUCUUUCUUUCUUUCUUUCCUUUUGUUUGUUGCUUUCUAUUUUCUUUUUCUUUUUCCUUGCAUUCUUUCUUUCUUCUAUUUUUGGUUUCUUUCUUUCUUUUAAUUUUGUUUUGUUUUUCUUUCUUUUCUUUCUUUUGUUUGUGGCUUUAUUUCCUUUAUUUUUCUUUUGUUUUCUUUUCAUUCCUUCUAUCUUUUUUGCUAUUUUUUGUUACUUUCUUUUGUUGCUCCAUUUUUCUUCUUUUUUUCUUUCUUUUGUUUGUUGCUUUGUUUUCUUUCUUUUUCUUUUCUUUUCAUUCUUUCUCUCUUUUAUUUUUCUUCUCCAAUUGUGAAUAUUUCUAUUCUCCUUUUGUUAUAUCAAAUCUCAUUUACUUUGCUUUUUCUUCCACAUUUUCUCUCUUUUCUUUUUCUUCUUUUUCCUUCAUUUUCUCAAUAAUUUUUUUCCUCUUUCUAAACAUAUUUUCAAUUUUUUUCACUUUUUUUAUUUUUCUCUUCCGCCAUUUUCUUUUCUCUUCUUCAUUUUUUUUUUUUUUCAUUUGA